CGGUCGAACAUACGCACGCUCGCUACGUGUCGAAUAGGACAAGCAGAGGAGAAAUCGCCGUUUUAAAACUCGUACAAUGUGACACAUGUGAUUUGGAUUAACACGGAUUAAAAUCUCGAGGUCACACAAAUAUCAACCCUGGCACCAAUAAUGAAGAAGCCGGGAGCUGGCUCCAGCAAGAGCGGGCUGGGGUCCAUCGGCAAAAGUGGACUUGGUGGUGGGAAGAGCGGAGUCACUUCAGGCAAGGGCAGUGUAAUGGGCUCUUCUAGCAAAACUGGGAGUUCCACCGCCAACAGUCUUACUUCUUCUAAAAGCUCCUAUAGUCCUACAAGUAAGAGCAGCGGAACAAUAUCGAAAAGCGCUAGCCCUAAAACAUCGAAAACAUUCGAUUUCUCACCAAGUAAAUCAAAGCCCCUCAUCCCGUCAUCACCUAAAAGCUACCCGUCGUCUUCUUCGUAUAACGUAUACGGAACACCUAAAAGCGGAAAAUCGACCUUUGGCAUUAUAUGGAUUCCAACCGGCAAACGAAACAAAAAGAAGGACAUUGUCCUCAACUACAAUAAUGACGAUCGACGACGCGAGAGAUCGCCCUCUUUUUACAAACUCAUGUCUGGUGAUUCUCAUGACACAACUCACAAGAAGACAGAUGAUGAGACGGGCCUAUUAGUUGGUCCGGAUCGCAAGUUACCCACAGCCGCACUAGCUGCUACAGAAACGGCGGCGGCAGCGAAUAUUACAGCUUCCAACUUGGAUGAGAAACAGUAUCUAAUAAAACAAGACAAUGAUGAAACUAAAGAGGCAGCUGGUGAUGGAAAGGACAAUGAAGACACUGAUGGCGAUAAAGAUUAUUUAAGCAAUGAGGAACCCGUAAGACAUAAAUUGCCAGACACCUCUGAACCUGACAGUGUGUACCUCCGGCCCCCACCUCCGCACAAAGCUCGCUCGACCACCUCUACACCUGAAGACGACAGCUGCGGCAUUAAGUGUCUGUAUUAUACUCUGCAAUGCUGUGAUUGUGUUCUUAUGUAAGCUGCCAUGCAUUUUAGAGGUAGGUGUAUUUUUUAAGGCCUGGAGCCAAUAGGAAUGCCAGUGUUUGCAAUUGUCAUUGAAAUUUUUUAAUAUUCUCAAAUAAAUGAGUAAUUUAUACAUAAAUAUAGCUGGAGCAAUC
Cydia amplana is the source of this 1168-nucleotide messenger RNA. RefSeq lists its product as uncharacterized. NCBI's taxonomy places the organism in Eukaryota, Metazoa, Arthropoda, Insecta, Lepidoptera, Tortricidae. The record is from RefSeq and is a predicted model, not a curated record. Bases 151 to 1029 code for a protein of 292 amino acids. The transcript has 4 exons.